Galdieria sulphuraria is the source of this 1094-nucleotide messenger RNA. Its product is annotated as methyltransferase type 11. The transcript has a single exon. The record is from RefSeq and is a predicted model, not a curated record. Gene Ontology annotation, molecular function: S-adenosylmethionine-dependent methyltransferase activity. The coding region runs from base 50 to 1060 and encodes 336 amino acids. Lineage: Eukaryota; Rhodophyta; Bangiophyceae; Galdieriales; Galdieriaceae.
AACCCAAUUCGAUUCACGUGCAUCGAUAAUUUUGAGUGUCUGUUUGAGAAUGUCUCAAGAAGCAGCAGCAUUUAAACGAGCAGAAGAAGAAAAGUGGAGCCGUGCAGGUGAAAAAAGGUGGCAAUUAUUUAAAAGGCUUGAAAAGGAUAAUGCGACUGCUAGCUUCUUUUUAAAGAAUCAAAACAUCUUUCCAGGUGCCAAGGUUUUGGAACUUGCUUGUGGUUCUGGAGAAACUACUCUACAAGUAGCUGCUAAAGUUAGAGGCUACUCUAUUCCCUCUGGACAAACAACAGGUGAAGUUGUAGAUAAGCUGUUAGAGUUGCUUCACCCGUCAAACACGAGUGUGAAACCUGCCUCCCCCGGUGCCACUGGUUCUGUCAUUGGUGUGGAUAUAGCUAAAGGAAUGUUGAAUAUCUUUCAAAAUAGACUAGAGAAUACUGUUUUGAAGGAGUAUGUAAAACUUGUAGAAAGUGACAUUGAAGAAUAUACCAUGCCAAAGGAGCAUUUUGAUGCGGUUAUUUCGCAGUAUUCCAUUCCUCAUUUUCCCAAUGCAGUUGAAGUUUUGAAAAAUGUUCGACAAUCUCUGGUUCCUAACACUGGCAAGUUUGUCACAGUCAUUUGGGGACCAGUGUCUCAAUGUGACAUUUUCUCAAUUCCUAAAAAGUUUCUAGGAGAUCCUCAUGGUCACCAUCAUCAUCAUCAUCAUGAGCAUGAGCAUGAGCAUGAACAUCAUCACCAUCAUCAUGAGCAUAAUGACAACCAAUCCGUACAUUGUCAUUGUGGUUCACCUCAACAUACUUUGAAACAAAUUGAAGCUGCUGGUUUUCGCUUUACCACAGUAGAAUUUCCUGUAGUUUAUGACUUUCCAACAGCUUCUGAUUACUUGCAUUGUCUUUCUGAAAUGAAUCAAGGUAUGAAGGAGUAUAUGGGAGAACCAGGAAGUGAAAAUUGGCGACAAGUGGAAAGCUAUGUCAAAGAAAAUAAUAGUAUUCAACUUUCAGAUGGUUCAGUAGGCAUUCGAUUGAACAAUAUAGCUAUUGGUGUUAAUGCUGAGCCUUGAUGGUGUAGUUUUCAAUAAAGAGAGUUUUUCUAGA